This is a messenger RNA of Acinonyx jubatus (cheetah), 2008 nucleotides long. RefSeq names its product zinc finger MYND-type containing 12 (gene ZMYND12). Bases 114 to 1307 code for a protein of 397 amino acids. Lineage: Eukaryota; Metazoa; Chordata; Mammalia; Carnivora; Felidae. The transcript is spliced from 7 exons. Gene Ontology annotation, molecular function: protein binding. The record is from RefSeq and is a predicted model, not a curated record.
CGAGCUUGAAUUCCUGGGAACGAGGCUGCCCGGUAGUGGUCACGUGACGCCGGCGUCCGGCGUGUCCUCUCCAGGCAACCGUCCUGGGGACCGAAGACGCCGCUGGCUGCAACAUGGACAUCAUCUGCCCGCUGGCGGUGCCCAAGGGGCGCCGGCUCUGCUGCGAAGUGUGCGAAGCCCCGGCCGAGCGCGUGUGCACGGCCUGCACGGUCACUUAUUACUGUGGUGUGGUUCAUCAAAGAGCUGACUGGGACAGCAUCCAUGAGAAGAUCUGUCAGCUCCUGAUCCCACUGCGCACCACCAUGCCCUUCUACAAUUCAGAGGAAGAGCGGCAGCAUGGCCUACAGCAGCUUCGGCAGCGGCAGAAGCACUUGAUUGAAUUCUGCUACACUGUAGCCCAGAAAUACCUCUUUGAAGGAAAACACGAAGCUGCUGUCCCGGCAGCUUUGCAUUCGCUUCGCUUCCGCAUGAACCUACACGGCCUGAGUUCCGUAGAGCUUGUGCCUGCUUACCUGCUGCUGGCCGAGGCGAGCCUGGGUCUGGGCCAGAUUGUCCAAGCUGAGGAAUACCUAUCCCAAGCCCAGUGGACAGUCCUCAAAUCAACGGAAUGCUCUCAUGCCAUCCAGUCUUUACUGCAUCGGAACCUGGGACUUCUCCACAUAGCUAAGGAAAACUACGAGGAAGCCCGUUAUCAUCUGGCCAAUGAUAUUUAUUUUGCCAGUUGUGCAUUUGGAACAGAGGAUAUCAGGACGUCAGGAGGCUACUUCCACCUGGCUAAUAUCUUCUACGGCCUUAAAAAGUUGGACGUGGCAGACACAUUGUACACGAAGGUCUCUGAGAUCUGGAGUAAAUACUUGAACAAUCGCUACCAAGUGCUCUCAGAGGCUCGCAUCCAACAGAUAGACUUACUGGGCAAACGAUUUGAGACUGACACCGGCUUGGAUGAAGCCCAGGAAGCAGAAGCCAUUCAGAUCCUGACUUCAGUCUGGAACAUUCGAGAAUCUACAUCCGACACAGCCCCCCAAAAAACUAUCUUUGUUCUGAAUACCCUGGUCAUGCUUUACUACCUGAUGAUGAAUUCUUCAAAGGCAAGUUUCCCCAGAAAAGCGCCAUGUCUAAUGGAGGUAGAAGUUCCUCUAGUUGAAUUCAGCUGUGUUUUGCCCAGUUGCACUGGUUUCUGCCCUCUGAGUAAGGCCGCACUUCAGAAGAGUUCAGAUGUUCGUGAUGUUUCUCAUUUGUUGAGUCCAGCCUGCAUAAUGGAAACUGCAUUGUCUUCUUCCAGAGGGAUAUGCCCGUUACUAGCCUAAGUACUUCUCACGAACUAAUGCAGUUAAUUGUCAGGCCAACUUUAUGAAGUAGGUAUUUUAUUAUUCCCACUUUACAGGUAAGGAAACUGAGGCGCAGAGAGGGUCCAUUAUUUGCCCAACUUCUUUUGGAGGAGGGGAGGUCACAAUAAACAAGGCAACAUUUAAUGGGGAAUAAAAUUUCAGAUCGCAAAUAGUGCUGCAAAGCAAACGAAAGCAGGCAAGGAGAGAGGGAAGGCUGGCUGGAGGAGGCCUUUGUGUGUGGGUGUCACGGAAAAUUUAGGAUUCCCUUCCCCCCUCUCCCUUCCUCCCUGCCUUUCUUCAGCAAACUUUACUAAGUGCCUUCUGUAUACCAGGACCUAGAGGUGCUCGCAGUCAGUGGGUUAUAAUCCAGUGUGAUCGUGAAGACCGGGGCUCUGUGGGCAAUGCGAGGGAGGGACACCAACCCUAUCUGGGAUGUAGUAAGAGUGCUUAGGGAACAGGGAAGCAUUUCCAUUGAAUUUCCAAGCUUACACUGUAAAAACCUCUUUUCUACAGUUCCAGGUCCAAUUUUCUACUGUGUACUCAAGGAAGUCCUUACCCUAAGGCAUGUGAAGGGUAUUAGAUCUAUAAGAGGUCCUUAGAGAAUAGGGACACAUAUAUCUACUCCAGAUUGCCACCUCACUUCCUUUAGGUCUUUCCUCAACUGUCUUCAGCGAAGCUUU